AACUACAUUUAUGCUUCAACUAUAAUCGAAUCUACACUGCUAGUCAGAUCAGUCUAUUACCAGACGUCUUAUCUUAUCGGAUCUCCUCCCGAGCUCACUCACUACACAACCACGCUAAUCCGGCACCGAGCGGGCUAUUCCGGAACCGAGAACAACCAACAACCACGAUAACCAAUUCUUCAACCUCUAUCCAUUGCUUGUUCAACCAUUAGGCGCGUCAAUUUCAGUCUCGUUGCGUUUCCAAUCAAAAAUCUAGAAGAAGGAGAAGCUGCGAAAAUGCGUACCACAGCAGUUUUGAAGAAUGCUGCUCGCACUCCUUUGAUCAAGUUCUUGGGAAAGCGCACCACGCCAGCUUCCAUUGACCAUACCCCGCAUGCUCACCCUGCUUCUCCCACUCAGACUCUACCCGACUCAUUCGCUUCGUACCGAGCCAAAGCCCAACAACACGGUCCUCUAAACACUCCCGGCCGCGCCUCAUCUCAGUCGUACGGCGCAAUUGGCGGCACCCCCGGUGCCACUUUGGGACCUGUUGAGCCUCGCAAGGGCGAAUUCUUCGAUCGCCAGGAAUUGCCUUCUCGCUUCCAUCGGCUACCUUGGAGCGAGUUGGAAAUUGAGGCCAUUGAGACUGGCGGCGCCAGUCUUUACAACUAGAGUGAUUGGCACUCAACCCUUAAAAGUUGGAUACCUGUGACGAUACAGGUCCUUUAUAUGCAGCAUGAUUUGGCGUGAGACGAGCAGAUUUGGCAUUAUUCUUAUAAAGUUCAUUGGAUGAGAGAGGGGGGUGGAGAGAUGAUGAAGACGGGCACGGCUUCGCAAGAAUAACUCAAGAUAUUUGAUACUCGUGUGUCCUGGGCGUCGUUGUAUCCUUGCGAAGCAGGCAAUGCUAUCCCGCUCUUGCAGUCAACGCAGUCACACAAAUCCGCUCGUCUUCUCGACUCAUCAUUUCCAGCAAUAUGGUCUAGCAGAUUCAACAUUGACCAAUUGCGCCGAGAGAACGAUUGACCGAUGAAUGUCACACUCCAUCUUUCAUGUGAUCUGGACCUCGGGAAGACCACCCCUGCAUUUUUCACAUUCUUAUUGAAUUGCGUACUUUCACCACUCCAUAUCAUUCAGUUGCUUGGCGUGCCGGUGUUCGCCUGUCUUUUACUUGUUGGGCGAUUAUUAGUUAUACCAUGUACAUAGCCUAUUUCCUUCUGUCGGUCGUUUCUGAGAGAACGAUUUGAAUCACAAAUAAGUAUUCAUU
This is a messenger RNA of Talaromyces stipitatus ATCC 10500, 1243 nucleotides long. RefSeq lists its product as uncharacterized. NCBI's taxonomy places the organism in Eukaryota, Fungi, Ascomycota, Eurotiomycetes, Eurotiales, Trichocomaceae. The transcript has 2 exons. Gene Ontology annotation, biological process: 2-oxoglutarate metabolic process. The coding region runs from base 277 to 651 and encodes 124 amino acids. The record is from RefSeq and is a predicted model, not a curated record.